AAAAUAUCAAAGCAUUAAUGUCUCAAGAUCUUUUCCCUAAUGAACCAAAUCUUAAUACUGCUAAUGAGGUUGAAUAAUAUAUAAAAACACUUUUGCAAUAUCAAGAUUCAUGUGAGAAAUCUGCAGAAUAUAUGCAGGCAGAUGCUGCUCAAAAAAGAAUAGUGGAGUUGAAAAAAUAAUUGGUAUAAAGAAGGAGAAAAGAAAUGCAAUAGGCCCAUAAUUAAUAAGAGUAAGAAAUUGAAAGAGCUCAUCUUGAAGAAUAUAAUUAAUUCAAUCAAUUCUGGGAUGAGAAGAUGUAAAAAUUUAAUGAUGAAGCUUCAGCUGUAGAAUCAGAAUUAUUAAACAAAUAAUAAAAUGAAUUUAAUAAAGUCUCUGAGGAAUUAGAAAGAACUAUUCCUUCAAGGCCAAAAGAAUCUUCUGAUGUUCUCAAUCUCAAAAAAAGAGAAGAAUAUUUAGCUAAACAAAAGAAGUAUACAUUUAUUUAAUUUUUUGUUAUGUUGAGGCAUAGAAAAUCAAAGAAUAGAGAGUCUAAAUAGAAGAAGUUGACUAUUAGAAAUACUAAAUAGAAAGGACUUAUAAAAUAAACACUUAGUUGAA
Molecule: messenger RNA, 597 nt
Organism: Paramecium primaurelia
Lineage: Eukaryota; Ciliophora; Oligohymenophorea; Peniculida; Parameciidae
Source: the annotation of a GenBank genome assembly